This is a messenger RNA of Chondrus crispus (carragheen), 1227 nucleotides long. RefSeq lists its product as hypothetical. The transcript has 2 exons. Lineage: Eukaryota; Rhodophyta; Florideophyceae; Gigartinales; Gigartinaceae. Gene Ontology annotation, biological process: dolichol-linked oligosaccharide biosynthetic process; protein N-linked glycosylation. Gene Ontology annotation, cellular component: membrane. The record is from RefSeq and is a predicted model, not a curated record. The coding region runs from base 1 to 1227 and encodes 408 amino acids. Gene Ontology annotation, molecular function: UDP-N-acetylglucosamine-dolichyl-phosphate N-acetylglucosaminephosphotransferase activity.
AUGGGCGGUUUCGCGUUGCUCACUUGCAAUGCCGUUUUGGCCUUCGUUUGCAAAGAAGCCCAAUUGGCGGAUCCGCUUCUUCUUUCUCGGGUUCUUACUGUGAGUUUCAUUGCAGCUACAUGCUUUCUCCUGGUGAAGCACUUUAUCAAGGUAAUGGUUCCGCUCUUCCUGAAGGCCAACAUGUGCGGCAGGGACAUUAAUAAGCGCGGCACACCAGCAGGAGAAAGGCCGAUCCCCGAGCCACUAGGCCUGAUACCAGCAGCAGUCUAUAUUCUCGUACUCUGUGCGCUGCAUCUCGUGGGUGAUCACAACGGUGACGCCCGCUUGUAUACGGCUGCGAUGGCUUGUGUUACGUUCAUGACGCUUCUCGGAUUUGCAGACGACGUUCUUGACUUAAAAUGGCGUUACAAAUUGAUUCUCCCUUUCAUUGCUAGCAUGCCACUUCUGGUCAACUAUACCGGCGUGACGACUGUCGUGAUGCCGCCCGCGUCGGGAAGAUUGGUGGACCUCGGGCUCGGGUACUAUCUGUACAUGUCGCUGUUAAGCAUAUUCUGCACGAAUGCGAUCAAUAUUUACGCAGGCAUUAACGGGUUGGAGGUGGGACAAUCGGUCGUGAUUGGGAUCUUCGUACUCAUGCACAACGCACUUAACAUCAACCCGACGGUGCCGAAGGAUAACAUCAAGCUGCUUCGGGCACAUCAUGCGUUUUCAAUGGACAUGAUGAUUCCGUUUGUGGCUGUGACUUUGGGCUUGCUGGUGCACAAUUGGUACCCGUCGCGGGUAUUUGUCGGGGAUACCUUUUGCUACUUUGCGGGAAUGGCGUUUGCUAUGGCUGCGAUUUUGGGGCAAUACGCACUCACGCUGCUUCUAUUCUUCCUACCACAGAUUUUUAACUUUCUAUACUCGGUGCCGCAGCAGUUGUUUCGGAUUGUGCCAUGCCCGAGAUAUCGCUUGCCUACUUUUAACCAGGAAACAGGGAAAUUGGAGGCCGUCAAGUCACAUCUCAACCUUGUGAACCUUGUGUUGUGGAUCACGGGGCCGAUGACGGAACGUGCGCUCUGCGUUGUUACUUCUUUUAGAAGUUGUGUGUUGUUGUGGUGGGUUAGCAGUUCGUGGAUCUGUUCUAACUUUAAUAAACAAAUGACGACGCUCAAUAUCAUCAUGCAAUUAUCCCAAUGGUAUUGCGUCAAAGUCAUGCAAGCAUGUUGCUACAAUACCGGUGUAUAA